AUGCUGUGUUGGAGAUGGAUCCUACAUCUGUGUCAGAGAGGGAGAAUGUCACACUGACAUGUAGAACCAAAUGUACACUGGACCGCAUCAAAGCCUACAGUUGGUAUAAGAAUGGACAGCCUAUACCAAACAGCAACACCUCUUCUCCUGUCUAUAUCCUAUUCUCAGUCAGCAGUGAGGAUACAGGCAGAUACUCCUGUGCUGUAGAAGGCCAUGAGGAUCUCCCCUCUGCUGAAGAGACUCUCACUGUCACAUAUGGCCCAAAGAACACCUCAGUGUCAGUCAGUCCCUCUGGUGAAAUAGUGGAGGGCAGUUCAGUGACUCUGGCCUGCAGCAGUAACGCCAACCCCCCUGUGGACAAAUACACCUGGUACAAGAAGAAUGUAACCUCACCAAAAGCAUCGGAACAGAGAUAUAGCAUCACUAUCAUCAGCUGUGAGGACAGUGGAGAAUACUACUGCGAAGCUAGCAACAUUAAAGGGACAGACACUUCCAUCCCUGUCCAUAUUAAUGUCAUGUGUAAGUAUGUCAUGUUCUGUCUAUUACUGGUGCUCUGUGAUAUGACUAUUUUUAACAGAUACGCACUAUAAACACAUGUACACAUGGGAUUUGUGUUGUAGAUAUGUGGUAGUAGAGUAGGGGCCUAAGGUCAUAUACUUAAUGUGUUGUGCAAUCUGUCGUGAAUGUAUUGUAAUGUUUUAAAAAUGGAAUAACUGCCUUAAUUUUACUGCCUUAAUUUUGCUAAUGGGGAUCCAUAAUAAAUACAAUUACAAACAGAUAUAUGUUCUAACCUCUUCACACUUAAACCCAGUAAA
This is a messenger RNA of Salvelinus sp. IW2-2015, 815 nucleotides long. The record is from RefSeq and is a predicted model, not a curated record. Lineage: Eukaryota; Metazoa; Chordata; Actinopteri; Salmoniformes; Salmonidae.